AUGAACAUGUCAGAGAGCCGCCCUUCUUCCUCCGGGUAUGAGCGGAGCCGCCAGGGAAGCACAAGCUCUAUUCGCAGCUGCGGCGGGAUGAGCCCCGACGCAACCAAAGAGCUGUGGAAGACCAUGUUGGAGCUACAAGAUCGAUAUGGAUGCUAUACUUCAGCGAGAAUGGAUUUGGCUGUUGCAGCUGGCGAUAUUGCUCUCUCUCUAAUGCCAAAUCCGUUCAUUCUUGACACACUCAACGACUCUGUUGUCGAUCUGCCCGAUGAGGGCUGGGAGAUGCUCAAUCGCUGCCUCCAACAAAGACAUUAA
Trichoderma asperellum CBS 433.97 is the source of this 312-nucleotide messenger RNA. RefSeq lists its product as uncharacterized. Lineage: Eukaryota; Fungi; Ascomycota; Sordariomycetes; Hypocreales; Hypocreaceae. The record is from RefSeq and is a predicted model, not a curated record.